AUGGUAGCCAUACAUGCACUCAACGGGAUUAUCGAGAGGACUUGUGGGCUGGGUGUGGCAGCCAGGUCAGUUUAUGACAUGAGUCGGCGUAUGAUGCUCGACUGUGGAGACGAACUGGUGCAGAGUACGCUUGGGAUGGGACAGCCAAAACGCAGAAUCGGGACAAUGCUAAUUCUGGAACGGCAAAUGGAUAUGCUCACGCCACUCCUACAAGCGGAGACACUGGAAGGUCUUGUAGACCACUUCAUAGGCAUAAAAUUAG
Molecule: messenger RNA, 262 nt
Organism: Sphaeroforma arctica JP610
Lineage: Eukaryota; Ichthyosporea; Ichthyophonida
Source: the annotation of a RefSeq genome assembly